UCAUCAUGGCGAUUGAUGGCGGUGAGCGAAACUGUGGAGUGCAUGAACUGGUCUGCGUCAGAAAAGUGUCUCCAGAGUUGGUAGGGUUUCUGACAACAAUAGGACUCUUCCUCGCACUCAUGACCCUCCUCUUCUGGUAUCUCAACAAGAAGCUGGCACUGGAGAAUCCAGGACGACUGAAGUGUCUCAAUGACUUCAGGAAGGAAAAUGAGCUGGGAAACAAGGCUCACUCUGAUGCCGAUCUUCACGGUUCAACCUCGGACAGUGAGGAUGAACUCAUUUCUCAGUAUCAAGAAGCAGUCAGCCGUUCCCAAGGCCUCAGAGUAGGAGCAAUGGUGGCUUCUACUGUGAAACAUGCAGAUGGUUUUCGCUGGCAUUGCCAUCUGAAAUACAGCCCUCUGACUGCUGAUUAUGACGGCUACAGCAGUGAAGCUUCAGUCUACAGUGCUAACUGCAUUCAGAGGAUGAGACAAACUCCCCCGCUGGAUGAGCUUCAACCACCUCCUUAUCAAGAUGAGAACGGCUCUCCCAGGAUGUCCUGCACACUGUCAGACCUAGGAGAUGCAAAGUGUUAUCUAUCCCAUACCAGUGGAAGUCCCCACCUUUCCUUUGGCAAAUGCCCGAGUGAAGGAAGCGAUGGUCUUGAGACCGACAGUUACCUUAACAAGGGCUAUGAAGAAGAUGCACCCAGUGACAGUACGGCUGUCCUCAGCCCAGAGGACUUAUCAGCCCAUGGAUCAGCUGCUCAGCUACUGAAAGGCUAUGAUCUGGAUCCACUUGACAAAUACGGCACUCUGGAUGUCAUGUUUGACUAUGACUGUGAAGACCAGCAGCUAGCAGUGACCAUCAUGGCGAUAUCAGAUCUACCCACCGUAAAGCACACCAGAAACAUCUCCUGGCAGGUCCAUCUAGUGCUCCUGCCCACCAAGAAGCAGAGGGCAAAGACGGGAAUCCAGAGAGGCCCGUGCCCAGUCUUCACAGAAACCUUCCUGUUUAGCAAUGUGGAGUCAGAGAUGAUAAGCAAUUAUGCCAUCCGAUUCCGUCUUUACAGUGUGCAGCGGGUGAAAAAAGAGGUGUUUGGGGAAAAGCUCUUCCAUCUCACCAAACUCAACCUUCAAGGCAGAAUUUCUGUGCCAGUUAUAUUAGACCCCUUCUGUGCUCUCCUGGGUGUUGAAGCCCAGGUCAGCCUAUCAGAUAUGACAUGCAGUGAAAGCGCCUCAUCAUUCCAGUCAGUCAGUCACAUUUCUGCACCAGAGAUCCUUGUUGGCCUGGUGUACAACGCCACAACAGGGCGCCUCUCUGUGGAGGUCAUCAAAGGUAUUCAUUUCAAAAACCUGGCAGCCAACAGGCCACCCGAUGGGCUGUUCUGUUGUCUGAAACACCUGAUAGGUGGGCAGGUUUAUAUUAUCAGAGAUACAUUUGUUAAGCUGACCCUACUUAACUCCAUGGGCCAUGAGAUGUCCAAAUGUAGGACAUCCAUCCGUCGUGGUCAGCCCAACCCAACCUACAAAGAGACAUUCGUCUUCCAGGUAGCCCUUUUCCAGCUUUCAGACGUCACACUGGUCUUCUCUGUCUACAGUAAGCGCAGCAUGAAACGUAAGGAGAUGAUUGGCUGGAUUUCGCUUGGCCUCAACAGCUCUGGAGAGGAGGAGCUUACUCACUGGACUCAGAUGAAGGAAUCAAAAGGACAGCAGGUUUGCCGCUGGCACAGUUUGUUGGAGUCUUAGCAAAAGAACAUUAAGGGAAGGGACUGGGAGUGCAAAAGGAUGGCGCCCAGUGCAGUUAGCGCAAGUUCAAUUAGGCAGACUGUUUGAUUCCAUUCUUCCUUUUAUUUAUCACUAAUCACUCAUUCAUUUGUCCGGUUACCAGCUGGUUAUGGGCGUUUACUCUCUAAAGUUCUAACCCUCUCUAAAUCCCAUCCUGUUCUCUCCUCUACAGUCUGUUAUUUCAGUGUGACUGCUGCAGCCCUCCUCCACCCCUCCUCAUCCGUGUUUGGGUCCAGCAGUGUUGCCCACUCCUCAGUAAGGAAAGUGAGAGGGACCUGGAUGCAGCCGAGGACCUUCACUUCAUAUCAGAGGUUGGACGAGUGCAGCCAUAU
Cheilinus undulatus (humphead wrasse) is the source of this 2098-nucleotide messenger RNA. It is a transcript of the gene syt14a, whose product is annotated as synaptotagmin XIVa. The record is from RefSeq and is a predicted model, not a curated record. NCBI's taxonomy places the organism in Eukaryota, Metazoa, Chordata, Actinopteri, Labriformes, Labridae. The coding region runs from base 6 to 1727 and encodes 573 amino acids. The transcript is spliced from 9 exons.